Molecule: messenger RNA, 552 nt
Organism: Pseudopodoces humilis (Tibetan ground-tit)
Lineage: Eukaryota; Metazoa; Chordata; Aves; Passeriformes; Paridae
Product: baculoviral IAP repeat-containing protein 5.1-like
Source: RefSeq, a predicted model, not a curated record
AUGGAGACCCUCCUGCAAGAGCUUAGCUCAGCUUCCAAGCUCUUAACUGAUUUUAAGGAGAUGUAUGAAUAUGAGAGGCGUUUAAAAACCUUCACCAAGUGGCCCUUCCAGGAGAACUGCAAGUGCACUCCAGAGAAUAUGGCAAAGGCUGGCUUCAUCCAUUGUCCAGGUGAAAAUGAACCAGAUGUGGCAAAAUGUUUCUUUUGCUUGUUAGAACUGGCGGACUGGGAACCAAAUGAUGACCCAUGGGAGGAGCACACCAAACGUCACACCUGUGACUUUUUAUCCCUUCCCAAGCACUUUGAUGAGCUGACAAUGGAGGAGUACUACAUGUUGGAGAUGACUCGACUGAGGACCUUCAUUUGCAAAGUUGGCAGGUGCACAAUAAACUCUUUUCAAGAAGAAGUCGCGGCAACGAGGCAGAGGCUCGUGGAUUACUUUGGCUCCAAACCCCAGCUCCCGGCACCGCCGCCUCCCGGGGAUGAGGCAGCAGCCCAGCAGCCGGGAGGCUCAGCUGCUGGCCAAAAGGAGCCCAGGACGAGUGGGCUGUGA